This is a messenger RNA of Ictalurus punctatus (channel catfish), 1247 nucleotides long. It is a transcript of the gene sbds, whose product is annotated as SBDS ribosome maturation factor. The transcript has 5 exons. Lineage: Eukaryota; Metazoa; Chordata; Actinopteri; Siluriformes; Ictaluridae. Gene Ontology annotation, biological process: cytosolic ribosome assembly; ribosome biogenesis. The coding region runs from base 109 to 861 and encodes 250 amino acids. The record is from RefSeq and is a predicted model, not a curated record.
ACUAGAGAGCGAUGUGGCUGUCCAGACGGCGCAGGAACACCGACUUAACGCUCAUAAGAAGAAGAAUAACACGCUUUGCGAAGUGUCCCAUUUAUACCAGCAGGCAAAAUGUCGAUAUUUACACCCACAAAUCAGAUUCGCCUGACAAACGUGGCGGUCGUGAGGAUGAAAAGAGGAGGAAAACGAUUUGAAAUAGCGUGUUACAAAAAUAAAGUGAUGAGCUGGAGAUCGGGAGCAGAGAAAGAUCUGGAUGAAGUACUCCAGACCCCCACAGUGUUUAUAAAUGUGUCAAAGGGCCAAGUGGCGAAAAAGGACGAUCUGUCAAAAGCAUUUGGAACAGAUGACUUAACAGAAAUAUGCAAACAGAUUUUAGCAAAAGGAGAACUUCAGGUGUCUGAUAAGGAGCGACAUUCUCAGCUAGAACAGAUGUUCCGGGACAUCGCCACGAUUGUGGCCGAGAAAUGCGUCAAUCCGGAGACAAAGCGCCCUUAUACAGUGAGCCUAAUAGAAAGAGCCAUGAAGGACAUUCACUACUCUGUCAAAGCCACUAAGAGCACAAAACAGCAGGCACUUGAAGUGAUCAAACAGUUGAAGGAAUCCAUCCAGAUUCAGAGAGCUCACAUGCGACUCCGCUUCAUCCUGCCAGCCAAAGAUGGGAAGAGGCUGAAAGAGAAGCUUAAACCCCUCUUAAAGGUGGUGGAGAGUGAAGACUUCGAUGAUCAGCUGGAGAUGGUUUGCUUGAUAGAUCCGGGCUGCUUUCGGGAAAUCGAUGAGCUGAUUCGCUGCGAAACAAAAGGCAAAGGUUCAGUCGAGGUUCUCAGCCUGAAAGAUGUGGAAGAAGGCGAGGAGAAAUUUGAGUAACCGUCCUGAAUCCGACUCUACACACUGCUCACCACAAUAACUACUUACUUCCACAUUAAAUUAUUUCUCUCUUUUAUGUAUCAAAACUGUUUUACUUGAUUUAUAUAACAGGGGACUGAACUCACUGAAGCUUUAAGCAGCAUUUGUUGAAGUUUCUAGCUAAUUAUCUUUUUAUUUUUUUAUGGACCAGUAAUUAUAAUAGUGUCGUUUGGGCAUAUUUACUGUUUGAACUUUCAGUAAAUCUUCGUAAAUGAUUGAUCCAGAGCAAAUUAAUAAUCUUAACUCAAAUCACAAAACUAAGAGGUUUGUUUUCUGUGAAAAUUGAAGUGAUUUGUAUGACUGCAAGACAGGCAACAGAUUGAUUUAUUAAAAUAAAUAUGAGUACA